UCCUUUCACACAAAAGAGUUCCCGUCCUAAAAUGGUGUUUUAUUUGAAUUUUUCGCGCACUUUGGAAACUCUGGCCGAUUUGAAAAUUAUAUAGAAUGUAUAUGCGAUUAUCCCGCCUACUCUAAAUUCUUGUAAAGCUGCCGUAAGAGAAAUUUAGAGGAAAAACCAACAAGGAGAAAUUCCUCCGCGCAGCGCGCCAUUGACUGUAAAGACCUUUCAACUUAACAAAAACUGAAGUUGACAAACGUAUCCCCGUUGGCUGAAACUGUGAGAAAGAGUGUGUUUUUUCGGCGAAGUGAGGAAACCAGAAGCAGACGAUGCAGCUCGCGGCGGGGGUUUGUGGAUACGUUGGCGGUUUUGUGUAAAUGAGCGACGGCUGCACGGCGGCGUUUUGUUUUGAUUUCCAUGUGAAAUGCAAUUAGUGCUCCGCGGUGCUUGCUAGUUUGGCUCGCGGAGCGCAGCGCAGCGCACUCUCAACUUGUUUCUCGCCUCGGGAGCGCAACAUGGAGCACUAUCAGGAAGACCUGGGACUCCGGGCCGCUACAUUGAUGGAGGACCUCUCCUUGUAUGAUGCUUAUAAAGACGGGAUGUACAAUGCGAGGAGAGACUUGGUGAUAAACCCCGAUUUAGACUUUUCUGCUCCGGCUGUAGCAGAGCACAAAACUAAGCCGAUGAAUGGUACCUCUGUUCUUCACCAGCAGCAUCACACAGUGGAGAAUUUCACGUCUGGGAAUAAAGUGUACAACGCGGCUCCAGUGCGCCCGGUGAACUGCAACCGGACCGUUCCUGUGGAUUUCUGUGCCCCUCAGAGAGACGCGGGGUAUAAUGAGGAGAGCUUUUGCACCAAAUCCGAAGUGGCUUUGCCGUGUUACAGUGGCACCUCCGAGAGGCACAGGAGAUACUCUCUGGAGGUGCAGGGCCACAGGUACAGCACCGGCUCCACCUUUGACGGCGUACCACUCAACAAACCGGUGCCUUUGCCCGGCAACAGGUGCAACAGUGUCUGCAUUACUAGCAGUCACGACGGGAGGUACAACGCCGCCAGUCCCCGCUCCAGCCUGGCAUCCUCUCUGUCCUCUCAAGAGCAGAGCAAGCAUGCCAGUCCGCGGUCGAGCAUCAGCAGCCCGCGCACUAGUUUGGUGGUACCGGGUCAAGACAGGUAUACAAGCCCCAGAUCUAGUUUAGUUCACUGUGAAGGUAACAGUGUCCUCAGUCCCCGAUCCAGCUAUGCAAGCACCGCCAGCGACACGAGUAAGCACUCCAGUCCCAGGGCCAGCCUCAACAGCUGCGACUGUUGCAGCAAGCCCAGCAGCAACCGCACCAGCGGCAUCAGCAUGGGCUACGACCAGAGGCACACCAGCCCCAGGUCCAGCACGGCAAGCCAGUACUCCUUCACCACCAGCCCGAGAUCCAGUUACUCAGAUUCACGGUACGGGCCCGUGGUAAACCCUGAUCUGGAGGGGGCAAUCCUACACGCAGUGCCGCUGGCGAGCCCUCGCUCGAGCAUCUGCAGCCAAGAUGGGAGCGCAAGACCGGGGACCACGGCAAACUGCGUGGUCAGCCCACGAUCCAGCAUCUCUAGUCACAGCUCCAGAAGUUCUCGUAGCUCCAGGGGGUCUAUGAGCACCUAUCCCGAUCUACAGCUACCUUCUCCCAGGUCGUCCAUGCUCGGGAGUAGUUUACAUGAAGACACUCUGCUGCAGCAGGACUUUGGGGACUCUAAUGGGACCCAAAAUCGCAUUCAUCUCCAUGCGGUGCCUGAACCCCAGCAGCAGCAGCUAGCCCAGACAGGAGGGACCGUGGACAUAACCGCUGGGUCACCGUCGUCAUUUUGUUAUGGGGUGUCCUCAAAAACGGCUUCAUCGGGCCAGAGGUUUAAGUUACCCUACCAGGUGACCCCCAACCGAGAGAGCGGGCCAAGCCAGGCAGAGAAAAGGCUGGAGGCGCUCACCCUGGAGCUGGAAAAGGAGUUAGAGAUGCAUAUGAAAAAGGAAUAUUUUGGUAUCUGCAUCAAAUGUGGGAAGGGUGUGUACGGGGCCAGCCAGGCUUGUCAGGCCAUGGGGAACCUCUAUCACACAAACUGCUUCACCUGCUGCUCCUGCGGAAGGAGGCUGCGAGGAAAGGCGUUCUACAAUGUCAAUGGGAAGGUCUACUGUGAGGAGGAUUUUCUGUACUCUGGUUUCCAGCAGACGGCCGAGAAGUGCUUUGUAUGUGGUCACCUCAUCAUGGAGAUGAUACUCCAGGCGCUGGGCAAGUCCUAUCACCCUGGCUGUUUCCGCUGUGUGGUGUGUAAAGAGGGCCUAGAUGGAGUGCCUUUCACUGUAGACGUUGAGAAUAACAUCUAUUGUGUCAAAGACUACCACACGGUUUUUGCUCCCAAGUGUGCCUCAUGCAACCGGCCCAUCCUUCCAGCCCAGGGUUCAGAAGAGACCAUCCGGGUUGUUUCUAUGGACAAGGACUACCAUGUGGAGUGUUACCACUGUGAGGACUGCAGUCUUCAGCUGAACGAUGAGGAAGGCCAUCGCUGUUAUCCACUGGAAGGCCACCUUCUCUGCCACAGCUGCCACAUCCACCGGCUUCAGUCAAAGGUUCCUGCACACCCGCCCCCAAGCUACCCCCUUCAUGUUACUGAACUGUGAGGAAGCGGAUCAAGGUGAUCCAGGACACCAGCAGUGGGCAAAAAAGGCCUGUAACCCCCCCCCCAGUUCCUGAAAAGCCGAGCUGCGUAUCUAGACACACACAUACUGCAUGUCCACCCUCAAGCCCUACUGUCACAUGACAGUGCUGGGGGAAAAAAAGGUCCCCCAACCCUCCCCUUCCAUUUGGGUGCCUAACCCUGAAACCGGUUCACCCAGAGGCCCCUGGUGACGUCACACCUCCUGACCUCUUCACAUUCCUCAAAAAAAAUGGUUUUUGGAUUUGGAUCUCUCUUUGCUCCCCUCUCUUCCUCUCCAUGUUCUUCAUCCCUGUGCUCUGAAGCGGUUUACCGCAGUGAACACACCAGUGCUGUCAUGGCUGAGAAUGCUGCUGUUGUCGGUACCAGGAAGAUCCGGGGAAUGAGCCGCUACAUUCCGGUGCUUGCUGGACCGGACAGGCAGUGCCUUCGGAGCGGGCUCUGUCCGUGCAGCUUCUAACACUGAAAUAGAGCCCUGCUAAAGGCUAUGCAAAGGACACCCAGCAUCAUGACACAGGGCUUUGCAAACAAACUGCACCAGGCUGAUAUAACAGAUGCACUGUAGCACCACAAUCCCAGAGGACUGACUGACAUUCCACUUAAGAGUCUACGACAACACCUCGACAGAUUCACAAGCAGUGUCUUAAUUAAUGAUUAUAUUAUGAUGAAGAAAGAAAUUUUUAGAUGCACAUAGAUUGUCUUUUAUAUAUGAAUAUAUAUUUCGCAGAUGUUUUCCAUAUAAGAUACUAGAUAUAGUUCUCUCUCUUUUUUUUUUUUUUAUAUGUUGCUGCAUUUAUGACAAAAUUAGAGGUUAACUGUUUCGUGAAGCCUCUGCAGCCUUUUGGGUCUGUUGUAUCAUUUCUCCUCCACGACACAAAGCAUCUUCAUGUCAUGCCAGAGGGUCAGACAUCCAGAGGCUUUGUGGGAGCAGAGUUAGCUUAAAAAAUAUUGGCAUUCAGGUGUCUUAUUCCUCUUUGAGUACUUUGUGGCUGCUUCAGUUGAGGUUUUUACCAAUUAAUUAGCUUCUUUAAAACAUAUUAAAACUUUGUUGACAGGUUGGAGCUGAUGUAAACACUCCAUGUUUCACUUGGUUUCACGGAUUGUAAAAAUAGACAGUCAUCUACAGCUAAUUUAGAGCAGCAUUCAUUCUUUAAUUUUGCACCUUUAAACUUAAAAUAUAAAAUGAUACAUUUGGCAAGAAUUUCUCAGUAAAGAAAAGUUUUUAUGAGCUCAUAAACUUUUAACUGUUACUCUGUUUGUCAUCAGUCAUUUGAUUGGGAAUCAAGUUAGCUUCGGUAAACAUUUUUGACCAGAAAUUAUAUAAAAUUCCUUAAAAUUUCAGGUGGUUUAAGUACUCAAAGCUGAAUAAAACAUACUGCAUGCUUACCUUCAAACAACACUGUUUCCUCGAAUGCUUUCAAGACAGUCAUAUGAACACAUUGUGUUACUAUGAGGAACCUCCACCUGUCCACAUGCCUUAAGACAGAACAGGUAUGUCUGUCUGUCCCGGUGUGGUCUGCCAUGAAGUCUUCUGUUGUGUUUUUUGUUUUUGUUUGUUUUGGAGGGGAGGGGUAUCCCUAAAAUCAUGGAGCUGCUGGUCCCACCCGUGUUUUUUAAGGGAGCCUCACCCAUCCUUUGCUGAUUGUCUGUGUUUAUCCAAGUGUGUGUAUGCACACUUUGGCAGGCACUUAUGUCUUUAAUUGAGUGUUGUAUAUGUGUAAAUAUGCAAAAGAAAGUCUUACACGAGACAAAAAAGAGAAAAAAAUAGACUUGAAAAUUCAGUCUGUGGUGGUACUGGAAGAAUAUUCAUUCCCCUCCCCUCUGGAUUCUUAUCCAUUUUAUUUAGUAUUUUUGUACUGAAACUCCAUAAAUCAUUCUCUGGACAUUAAUGGUUAGAAACCAGAAUUUAGAUUAUCAAAUCAUCUGCAUAUUUUUGCUGAUAACCCCCCAAAAUGCAUGUUCAUUUUACAAAUUGUGUUAAUGUCUACUUGUGUUUGUGCGAUAGAGUGUGAGUGUGUGUUUAUUAGUGGCAGGGCCAUGGCACAUGCACCACACUGUGUUUGCAGGGCAGCGCAGCAUCAUACAGGAUGACCCAGGCUCUCUCUGUUAAAAUAUGGGGAUAAUUAGUGGUGUAAAUAAUAAGUUUGAUCACAAUGCCAUAUUAGAUUGAUUCAGUGGAUAACGAUUCAGCUUUCCCCGAUAUCACAAAUUCUGGCAUGAUGGGCUAUUCAGUUAGUUUCAGGACCCAACGAUCAAUACAAAACAAUACCACAUGCUGAUUUAACACAAUCACUUUCAUUCAUAUCAAAUCACAAAAAGAAACUAAAAUGUCAUUUUAUUUCUGAGCUCAGACAUUUAAUGAAAAACAGAAAUACUCACAUUCUGCAUGUUGAGCUUGAAAUUUUUCACAAUGUAAAAGUAAACUGAAGGAAUAGAGUCCUAUUUUUAGACAGUAAAGUAGGAUAUAGUGUAACCCUUACUCCUAUUUAGAGUCUCAAACCAAAUAUUUUUAAAAUAACCAAGUUAGUACAGUCGGACUUUAUCAUGAUUACACAGCACACCUUUGGAUGUGGGUAUUUUCUUUAUUAAAUUCGAAUAAGAAAGUUGUUUGAAGAAGGCAAAUAUAAACAACAGGAUUUCUUUUGAAGGAUUACUUUAUCGAUGUUUGAUCAUUAUUUGUUUCAAUGCUGUUGGAUCGUUGAUAAUUGAAUCGAUAAAGAUCGAUGCUUUGUUACACCCCUAGUGAUAAUUCAGAUGAUGCUGUCUUUCCAUCACACACUAUAUUCCAGAUGCUUCCAUGUAAAACCACAUUUGACGUGGAACAUGAGGGGCUUGCACAAAGCUUCCAGCUACUGUUCCUGUAGUUUAAACUUACCACCUAUCUGGCACUGAAGCUGGAAUAAAUUUAUCACCCACCAUUCCUUAUAGACACUGACCCAGCUCUGAUCCAUACUGUAAUGCUGUAACACACACAGGUCAGAAGAAAUACUACUGAAUGUGUCGAAACAGAGACUGAAGGCAGGGGUCACCACAGUCAGAAUGCUUUUUAAUGUACCUGAUGUAAUGAGAUUUUUGCGAAUGUAAUAAUUAGUGUUUGUAAAAGCAGAGAAGAAAAGGACUGCAAACUGUAUGUGAGAUAUUCUGCUUGUCAUUCAAUGUAUUUAACCUCACCUUUGUGCAAGGGUCAUGUGAUGCGUGCUAUACUUGGAAGAAUGGCAUUCUCUGAAUUAACCAGCACAAUUUCACCCCCCCCCCCCCCAACCCCACCCUUAAGAAAGAACCUAAGAGUGUAUGUCUUUGAAAUAAGUCUUAAUUUACUUGUUUAAAAGAACAACUUCAGUUUCUGUUGCAUAGCACGCAGCUAGUUACCCUGUACACAAUGAGGCUAGUUGUUAUUUUAUUUUUUUUUAUUGUAUUCUAUUUUAUUUUUCUGUCAAAAAAUCACUUGGAAAGAAAACACUUCUUCCUCUUCUACUGGUAGUUUCAACAAGCACAUCUCAACACCUGUCACUUCUUUUGUAUUGCUAAGUGUUUCGAUUACCUAGAUGGUUCAUUUAAAAAAGGAGACUAGAUCUAUUUAUCUAAACAUGAAAAAAGUCUAAAGUUAUUUAAUGUAUUAAAAUCGGGACGUAUCAUUUAACUGUAGAUUACAUAAUCUGCUUUUUCAAUAAAGUGGUUUUGUAGCUAA
Melanotaenia boesemani (Boeseman's rainbowfish) is the source of this 6362-nucleotide messenger RNA. Its product is annotated as WT1 interacting protein. Lineage: Eukaryota; Metazoa; Chordata; Actinopteri; Atheriniformes; Melanotaeniidae. The transcript is spliced from 8 exons. Gene Ontology annotation, biological process: cytoskeleton organization; regulation of DNA-templated transcription; negative regulation of hippo signaling. Gene Ontology annotation, molecular function: transcription corepressor activity. The coding region runs from base 504 to 2639 and encodes 711 amino acids. Gene Ontology annotation, cellular component: nucleus; transcription regulator complex; P-body. The record is from RefSeq and is a predicted model, not a curated record.